Nylanderia fulva is the source of this 1329-nucleotide messenger RNA. NCBI's taxonomy places the organism in Eukaryota, Metazoa, Arthropoda, Insecta, Hymenoptera, Formicidae. The record is from RefSeq and is a predicted model, not a curated record.
GAACGAAUGUCGUGUAUAAAAUCACAUGCAAUGAUUGUUCUUCAUGUUAUAUAGGGUAAACCAAACGUCACUUAGAAACACGUAUUAGGGAACACCAUAACGAUGUUAAAAAGCAUGAAAGCAAUCAUUCAUAGCGUCUUCCAUUGGAAAAAAACUCGCUGGCACUCAGUGCCCCCUAGUUUUUAAUUUUUUAUGGAGAUUACACAAAACGCCACCAGUUCUAAAUAGUUUUACACUUUCAAUGAAAUAAAGACAUUAGAACUCAGUUUUAACAAAAACGGCGCAGUGUUGAGAGGAAAAGACUUUGAGGUUAAUUAGCACAGCUGCCAGCUGCAUUUAUCUGGAUCUCUUUUUAUUUUUUUUAUAUAUAUUUUACAAUGACGAGUGAAAAAAACGAUUUAAAAGCUAUUUACUUAAAAAUAAACUCAUUAGAAUCAAUAUGUUGUGAAGUGGACAAAAAUACAUACUAUCGAUUGAAACAUAUCAAUAACUAUGCGGUGGAUUUUGUUCUUCAAUUAGUAGAAAGAGAAAUAUUAAAAUUAGAAGAAAGUAUAGUUUCAUUAGCUCUUUCUUUUGAUGAUACAACAUUUAUUCCAGUGGUUUUAAACAAUGAUUGUGGUUUAACUUCAUCAAAUACAGAAAUAAAUCUUCAGGAUGAGAAUAUUUUUACUGCAAGUCAAAAUGAUGUUUGUACAAAAAAAUUAGAAGAUUGCAAUGAUGAUAGUGAUAAAUUAUGGACCAUCCCUGAAACGAAAUUUCUGUUGGAUAAAUACAAUUCAUACCUUUCAUUAGUGGGUCCAAUGAAAAGGUACAAAACUAAAAAAGUCAUGUGGAACCGAAUUGCCCAAGAUUUAAAGGAAAUUUUGAACAUUGAACGGACUGGUGUGCAAUGUGAAAAUAGAUAUAAAACGGUUAUAAAAAGAAAGAAAAAAUCAAUAGAUAAUAACAGCAAAUCAGGUUCUAGCAGAAUGGAGGUUGAGUAUGAAGAAGAACUGAAGAAAAUUUCAGCAGCAGACGAUAGUAUCGAACCAGAAAUUUUAAGAGGUGUAACAAACAUCAAAAAUAAUGUAGCAUUGAAAUCGUGCAAUCUAAAAAUAUCAAACACAGAAGUUAAAAAGAAGACUAAGAAAUCUUUGCAAGAUAUUUUAUAUGACAUUAAUGAGAGAAAAGAAGCAGCAAAACAACGUCGUCACAAAGAAAAGUUAAAAUUAUUAAAAGAAUUAUACAAGAAAGGAUGCAAGGAUCAAGAAAACACGUCUGAAGAAAGUGAUAACCAGGAAAAUGAAAAUUAAUCAUUAUACGUUUAUAUUCAAUUUAAUUUUAAUUUAA